This is a messenger RNA of Capsicum annuum, 1481 nucleotides long. RefSeq names its product probable carbohydrate esterase At4g34215. NCBI's taxonomy places the organism in Eukaryota, Viridiplantae, Streptophyta, Magnoliopsida, Solanales, Solanaceae. Bases 508 to 1326 code for a protein of 272 amino acids. The record is from RefSeq and is a predicted model, not a curated record. The transcript is spliced from 2 exons.
CAACAAUACAUAUUCAUUUUAGUAGGACAAAAUUAUUUUGAGUUUAUGAAUUCUGGAUUCUAAAAAAUAUAACUUAUUGCAUUCUAGAUAAAUUAUGUAUACAUUUUAAGUAGAUUUCUCAACACAAAACAACUGAAUUCUUUGGUCAAACUCGUAACUAAAACUCCCUAAUUCCGCCCAAACCAUCUCUUCUAGAAAGAAAAAAAAUUACAACCAGAAAUUCAAAAAAGCUGUCGUGCCAAGUGUUCAAGAUCGUUUAUGAUGAUUUGCAUUAAUGCAUCCUUAGCCAAAUUAGCAACAAAUCUGUUUUCUCAAGAAUUGGAGGCCCAUUUUUUUGGUCAUAUUAUUAACACAUGAUUCUAGCCAAUUUACUAUGGUCUUAAUUACAUGAUGUUUACAUAUUUUCUUUCCUAUAUCACUUUGUCAAACUUAAAUACUCAAUUCCAACAACUCUCAUUUGUCUCUCUUCCAAUUUCAUCCACUAUACAUCACCAAGAAAAUUAAAAGAUGUUGGCCUAUAUUUUCUUGAUUCUUUUGGCACACCCCUUUGGUGUCAUCCCUACAAACACAACAACAACAACAAAUGGUAGCAAAAGCAUAUUCAUUUUAGCAGGACAAAGCAACAUGUCUGGUAGAGGAGGUGUAGUGAACAACAAUUUUGAUUGGUACAUUCCACCUGAAUGUCAAUCCAAUUCAUCAAUUCUAAGACUAACAAAAGGACUUUCAUGGGAAGUAGCAAAAGAGCCAAUUCAUCAAGACAUUGAUUACUAUGCAACUUGUGGGAUUGGUCCAGGCGUGUCCUUUGCUAAUUCAAUCUUGAAAAACGAUCCAAAUAUUGGUGUCAUUGGUUUGGUCCCAUGUGCUGUUGGUUCCACAAAUAUUAGCCAAUGGUCUCAAGGUUCAUUUUUUUAUAAUCAAACGUUGAAUAGGACUCGAGCCGCGUUACAAGGUGGUGGGAUGCUGCGAGCGCUUCUUUGGUAUCAAGGAGAGAGCGAUACACUAAAUCUUGAGGAUGCCGAAUUGUAUAAAUCAAGAUUGCAGAAAUUCUUUACCGAUGUACGCUAUGACUUGGAUACACCUUCAUUACCUAUAAUUCAGGUAGCAUUGACAACAACAUUAGGGCCUUAUGAGGAGGAAAUAAGAGAGGCCCAAUUGGGAAUUCAACUACCUAAUGUGAGAACAGUUGAUGCUAAUGGGCUUAAAGUAGGCCCAGAUAAUGUGCAUCUUAGUACUUCAGCAGAAGUCCAGCUUGGACAAAUGUUGGCCCAAGCAUUUUUGGAGUUUGGUUCAGAUCCAGCCCAGCCCCAUAAUUUUUUGAAAGGAUAAUUUCAGCUCCAUAAUUUUUUUUAGAAAUUAUAAUUUUAUUUAGAAUAUUAGAUACCGUGUAAUUUAGGCCUGCUGAUGUGCAGUCGAUAUAAAUUUUUGGAAAAUGUUUGAAACAUAUUAGGUUUUCCAAUAAAUAUAAUCUCUAUUGCUCUUCA